This is a messenger RNA of Notolabrus celidotus (New Zealand spotty), 7061 nucleotides long. RefSeq names its product pantothenate kinase 1a (gene pank1a). The record is from RefSeq and is a predicted model, not a curated record. Gene Ontology annotation, cellular component: cytosol; nucleus. NCBI's taxonomy places the organism in Eukaryota, Metazoa, Chordata, Actinopteri, Labriformes, Labridae. Gene Ontology annotation, molecular function: pantothenate kinase activity; ATP binding. The coding region runs from base 687 to 2048 and encodes 453 amino acids. The transcript has 9 exons. Gene Ontology annotation, biological process: coenzyme A biosynthetic process.
ACUUUAAGCGAUCCCUGCAAGAUAACGAAUGGCGUGUUUUUGAUCCUACACUGACUGGCAGCUUUGUGCACACAGCCCACUUGGAGGAGAGCACUGCGGGGGAAUGAGGAUGGUGGUGAACAGCGACUUUUAUAAAUAAAGCGCACACAGCUGCACGGACUGGUACUGCGCGCGUGUGUCUGUUUUUGUUUGAUAUGAGAGGGGAGCAACCGAGGUUGAGGUUCAUUGUUGUAUGCUCUGUGCGGCCCAGCUCGAUUCAUUUCUUGCAUUGCUUCAGCGUAAUAGAAUUACAGUGUCAUUUUACCGCAGAGAGAUAAAACCGGUCGGAGGAGGUAAACGAGUUCGAGAGGAGCUGCUGUGACGUAGCCGUCAACCAAACACACACACACUCACUCACAUACACACAUACACACACCGGCUGCCGCUGCGCCUGCCUCAGUCUCUAUGUGGAGAAAUGACCGCGAGUGACCUCAAAGGAAACACUGAAUUCUAGCGACCACUCACACAUACAUUUUAGGGUACAUUAUAGGGGCGUUUUUAACAGGUUAUUUUUGGGUAAGAUUGGUUGAAUUAAGAAAAUUAAUAAGGUCUAACGUUGAGUCUCUGCUAUAGUGGUCGGGCUCUUCCAGUCUCCCGUCCUGCAGAUGCUAAGCUAAGCUAGGCUAGGCUAGGCUAUAGCUUCUGCCAUGGAUAAAGCCAAGUCAAUGAUGGACAAGAAAGGAGCGACUGGACCCUUUCAUGUCAACAACGGGCAGAGCCAGAGGGGCUUUCACGGACACGUCGCCGUGGCCGCAAACGGCAGCUGCUGCAGCGGCGGCAAUGCAUUCGGCUCGAGCACCGGACCGACCAUCGAGAGCAUGCAUUUGCUGCACCGCGGGGACGAGGCGGAGGGCUCCCCGGCCAAGAGGUGCAGGCUACGGCGGAGGACGGAGUCAGUGAGACGGCACAGACCCCCCUUCCCCUGGUUUGGUAUGGACAUUGGAGGCACUUUGGUGAAGUUGGUGUACUUUGAGCCAGUCGACAUUACUGCAGAGGAAGAACAGGAAGAAGUGGAAAACCUCAAGUCAAUCCGCCGCUACCUCACAUCAAACGUUGCCUAUGGUAAAACAGGUGUCCGUGACGUCCACCUGGAGCUAAGGAACCUUACCAUGUGCGGCAGGACAGGGAACCUGCACUUCAUCCGCUUCCCAACACAGGCCAUGCCUCGUUUUAUCCAGAUGGGUCGGGACAAAAACUUCUCCAGCCUGCACACUACACUCUGUGCCACCGGAGGGGGCGCAUAUAAGUUUGAAAACGAAUUCAGAACAAUGGCCGACCUGGAGCUGCUGAAGCUGGAUGAGCUGGACUGCCUGAUCCGCGGCCUGCUGUUCGUCGACAGAGUGAGCUUCAACGGACACCCAGAGUGCUACUACUUCCAGAAUCCUUCAGACACUCAGAGCUGCGUGAAGAAGCCGUGCACCCUGGACAACCCCUUCCCCAUGCUGCUGGUCAACAUAGGCUCUGGGGUCUCCAUACUGGCAGUGUACUCUGAGAACAACUACAAACGCGUGACAGGGACCAGUCUGGGAGGUGGUACAUUCCUGGGCCUUUGCUGUCUGCUGACAGGCUGCGAGACGUUUGAGGAGGCAUUGGAAAUGGCCAGUAAGGGCGACUCUACCAACGUUGACAAACUGGUGAAAGACAUCUACGGGGGAGACUACGAACGCUUUGGCCUGCAGGGCUCAGCUGUGGCAUCCAGUUUCGGUCACAUGAUGAGCAAAGAGAAGCGAGACAGCAUCAGCAAGGAGGACCUGGCCAGAGCCACACUGGUCACUAUAACUAACAACAUAGGAUCCAUAGCACGGAUGUGUGCUGUCAAUGAGAAAAUUGAGCGUGUGGUGUUUGUUGGGAACUUUCUUCGCAUCAACACUGUAUCCACAAAGCUGCUAGCCUAUGCCAUGGACUUCUGGUCUAAAGGACAACUGAGGGCCCUCUUCCUGGAACACGAGGGUUAUUUUGGGGCUGUUGGGGCACUGAUGGAGCUGCUCAAGACAACAGAAGACCCGUGAACGUGGUCACGGCAUGACAUCAGCUCUCUACACAACGAUGUCAUCCAACCCCCUGUACGCUGUGAUGUCAUCAACUCGCAAUGCUGUGACGUCAGCCACUUUUGCCGCUGCUGAAAGGUCCACUUCACACCGGGCCGCUAAAAGGAACACUUAGAGACAGACACAGAAACUGAGAAAAGCCAUUUUAAUAAUUUAACUCUUGUAAAUAGAAAUAACCUCUAACAUUCAUCUCCUAAAUUUCCCAGAGUUCCCCCCUAUUAUAGAGGUUUAAUAUUGUAAUCUUUAAUUUAUGGUUUCCUGUAAUUGCCCUCUGUGGACUCCUGUAAUCAGGCUGGUGUCAGGAAGCAGAGGAUUUUACUGUUCGUUUUUUGUUACCGUGUGUGUUUGUGUGAAUAGCUACUGUAGCAUUAUGGAGGCUGUCAUGCCUGGACGACUAUUUGUACAACAAGGCAGGAUGGUCUGCACAUAGGGGUCGUAACUAAUCUACCACUUUAACCAGGACUACUAUUAAUGGUCACUGAGCUCCACGCUGCAGUAGGAGAACAGUUGUGGGAAUAGUUUCGGUUAAGGAGGCAUUUUGUUGCACAAAAAGUUGCCCUAAAAAGCUACAGUCUUUGCGGAUUGCACUAAAGCCAAAUCCUGCAUCCCAUGCCUCCUAAAAAAAUCCCUUUCGCUUCUUUUUCUUGCUCCACUGCACAUGGCCUUUUGCUUUCGUUUGUCACGCCUCCGUUUGCCUACAUCCAAACAAUAUUAACGACACCAUAUUGCCCGAAUAUGCACAUCAAGCUAACCUGCUGAUUUUAGUGUUAGAUGACCAAGUCUUCCUACAGAGAGCACUACUGCUGCUUCGUCCACAUUGCUCAUUGCUGGCCUGUGAUUUCUGUGACUGUACUCUCACCCUUUCUUAUCUGUAAGUAUUCAGCUGAAUUACACUUCAACAGAGCGGACGCCUUUUUCUUCAACCUCGUGCUCCACUGUCACCCUGCUGCUUUGUUUGGAUGUCGCUGUGUGAGCUUUCAGACAAUGUAAAUCAUGGCAGAGUAGAAAGGUUGAGUACCCCUGCUGUCGGUGUAAAUGUAGAAGACUGAUGUAACCAUUUUGGGGCAUCAGGGACCAAGAUGGUUCAUUGAGGUUAUUAUUAAUCGCGGUUAUUAAUCUUGUUACUAAAAUUACUAUGUGCCAGAGGGAGCAAUAUAGCCCCUGGUCUAGUCUCUGAAUAGCAGGUGAUCGGAAGCAGAUGAAGACAAAGCAGCGAGCGCAUACAACCCACUUUACAGGUUUCUGCCUCCAUUUAAGUAGUCUAAGUCUUGCUUUAGACACUUUUUUUUAAUUCAACAGGCCACAAAAUGUUCAGAUUGGCAAAACUCAUGUAGAAUUUAUUCCAUCUGACAGUUUUUGAGAAUCUAAACUGAUGCAUUAAUCAAGGGACUUUAGAAUUGAAAGCUUAAAAUUCAAACCUCAUCCUGCAGUUACAGUUAUUGCAUUAUAUGACGAUUACACUACGACAGUUGUGCCCCCACCCCACCCCCCCCUUUCUGCCUGGACCUUUAUAGCCUUUCAUCUCAGAGUAAUGUCAAAGCACUGAACUGUAUAGACAGUUAAGUCUCUCAACUGUCCACUGCACCACUGUCUACAUGCCUUCAACACCCUUUCCCAUUUCCUAUUUUAUGUCAUUCACCUUCAUCUUGCAAUUUUUUCAUGUCAGUUUUUUUUUUGUGUGUGUUUCUGAGCCGCAUAUACAAGUAUUUUUUGACAGUACUUACAGUAUAAUAAUAAUAAUAACAACAAGGUAAACAGCUAUCAUAUAGUUGAAUGUUAUACAACCCUUCUCAACUUCUUUUUGACAGAACCCCCUCUUCUCUGUCUAGCUGACCCAUGGAUUACUACCCUGAUAAUUAACAUGUUUUCAGCUAUGUAGUUCUUCUUUUAUCCAGUUAAUCUGUAUAAAGGUACAUAGGAGAUGGGAUUAUGACCACAUUGUUCUAAAGACUAACAAAUAACAAUACCAGUUCAUAAGUCACAGAGUAACAUAGUAGCCAAAUCAUAUUUUUAAGCAUAGUGUUACUAAAGACGCUAGUAUUUUUCUAUUGUUUACACAUUGAGUGUAACAGACUUCAUUCACUCUCCAUCAGCUUCAAUAAUCCCAAUGCAAAGACUUGCGCCGGUGUUAAGAGUAAAACUGGCAAAGUACUGUAUGCAUGUUGUGGAGUUUGCCACUGUUUUCUUUAACAACAAUGAAUCCUCAGUGAGUUAAAUCCACCUUCUUUCACCUUUGAGGACAUUGCAAAUGAUUGUUUGGAGUGCUUUUUUUUUCUAUUCUUUUAAUUUGCCUUUUUCCAACUUAUGUUUGGAUGGUUAAGGUGGCCUCCAGUUGUCAGGUGCCACUCAUCUUAAACCCCCAUCAGUUGCCUUUUUCUUUGUGUUCGCCUGGUUUCACCGUGUUUGUGCCCUUCAGUCUCCUGUGUGAUAUCAUCUCUCACCUGCUCACCUUUGCCUCAGUGUUUUUGUAACAUUGUGCACACAGAUGUUUUCUUUUUUUUUGUGUUUUUUUUUUUUUGUCUGCAGUGAACAUACAUUUAUGGGUUUUUUCAGUAUUCACAACUCAACUGAUAGUCCCAUGUGUGUGAGCAAUACAAAAGAACCCCACAACUCUUGCAGCAACAGCCUUCUUUGGGUAUUACAGAUCAUAAAAAAAAUAAUAAUGGGAACUGGAAUUUGGAAAAGUAGAGUUUUCCAGGUUUGUUCUUUUUUUUUUGUUUUCGUUUGUUUGGUUUGGGAACAGUUUCAUAAAACUCUGAUGUCCUUUUGGUUGUUUUAUUGUUUUGUGGCCAGUAGUACUAAGUGAGUUUAUCUCUUAUGUGAUCUUGAAAAUAUUGUUGUAUAGAAUUUAUUUUAUUGUUUUGGUUGUUUUUGGUUGGCACAAAAGAACCAGUGUGAUUGUUUGCAAAAAUGUAAUUCCCUGCAUUAACGCUCUGUCAGGCUGAAGAAGAUGUGCAGCACUUAACGACAGGGAUCAGAGUCUCACUGCAAGUUUAACCUUAAAAAUCUGUCAUCACUAUCACCAAAACCUUAUUUUAGAACAGGUCAACACUCAGACAAUAGUGGCAUUUAUUCAUAGAGGUUAGUUUUACCAUUGUCCAACUGAUAAUCAAAUUCUUCAGUCCUGGUGUCAGUGCUUUAUUUCCUUUGGAAACAGAUGUAUGAAGACAUACAUGGUCUGUUCAAAAUACAGGUGACGUGUUGUAAAGUGUUUCUGUAUAAUCUGUGGACUGUAGAUUUGCAGAUUAUACCAUAAUGUUCACAUAAACUAGUGAGUUUAUGGGGAAAUAAUAAGUAUAAAUACUUGUUGUAUUUUGGACCUUAGUGAUGUAACUUCUGCAUCAUCAGUGUUUUUCACUACACUCAUAAAAUCUGACCUUUUUGUGACCAUCUGUCCUUUAGAAAGUGUUUCACACACACUUUCUUUAGCUGUAACACAAAGUCAGUAUAACGACUGGAUUUGGUCACUUCAUUGGUUGAUGCAGUUUUAGGCCCCUGCCCCACUGGGAUCGUCUGUACUUUAAUCAGUAUCUGUUCCUCUGUAAAGUUUGGACUGGACAGCAAGUGUUCUGUCAUUCACAAUGAACUCUAACCAACUGGCUAUGCAGUAACUCAUCCAUGGAUCUCUUUGUCUACAAACUCACUUCUUCUCUACAGCUCCCAGAGUUUAACUUGUUUGUAAAUGUUUUUGAAAAGAAUAUGCAACCCUGUGAGUUUUUCCCUCUAAGUUAUCCUGUUUGAAUCUUGAUGGAGAGAGUUUCUCCUCCAGAUGUUUGUCCUGCUGAUUUACUUACUCUAUUAAAGGUGGAUGCUUGCAACUGAAUGUUUUAGGCCAAAUUAUGCACCAAAAUGAGCGUAUCAAGCAUUUAUUUUCAGUCUGUAUACUGUGGCACCAUUAAGUCAUGACACCUACAAAGAAGAGCUUUUUAAAGUUGCAGUUAUAAAUAGUCUGGAGCUUUGCGACAAUAAUAACAUGUUGUAUACCAGUCACAUGACCACCUGACCUUUUGCUCUUUAAAGUUUUGCAGAACUUUUCAGGAUUUCCUUGAAGGUUCUUAAUCUGGUCCAGCAUCCUGUUGCAUGACACAUCCAGCCUUAAAACUGUCUUCUGGUAUGCUUGACUCGCAGGACAGACCUUUUUCUCCUUGUGUAUUUGAUUGUACAGAGAUUUUGUAAAUAAUAAUAAUAAUAUGAUAUAUUCUACACCAGCAAUCUGUCUGUUGAUAAAGUUCUUUCAACUGUUCAGGGCCGGGUUUCCCAAACAUGACUCGGCACUUCAUUUACAAAUCCCUACGCAGACAGAAGACGCUUUCCCUUGCAGCCUUAUCACCUUUACCAACAUCCUAGAGUGGUUAUAGAUAACGUAAGCUAAUACUUUUAGGAGUCAGAUUUAGCUUGAUUGUUGUGUAUGACUAACAAUGUUUCCUCUGAGGGACUAGAUGUGAUUUUUUUUGUAAUCUUUUUGGCAUCAUUGUAAGCCUACAUGUAUUAAACCUACAAAUCAAUAACUUAACAUUUAAUGUUACUUUCCUAAGAUUUAAAAUCACAUUCUGGUUCAUUUGACAUUGAUUAAGAACUAAACAAGUCAUACUGGCAUUGCAUGGUGAUAAGAACUAAGUGGGAAAUAUGGUGAUGUUAAAAUAUACUAUUUUCUUCACUUGGAAGUGUUUACACUGUGUUAAUGCUCUUGAUGGCCACAGUCCAGGUGCUUUUUGUCUGCAGGAUUACUGUGCUGGUUGUUCACAUUGGCUCCUUUGUGAUCCAGAGUCAGAUGUGAUAGUUUUGGGAAGCCCUGUGCUGGUUGUUGGCGUCAGUUCUGCUGCUGCUACUGCUUUUAAACCUGGUUUUAAAACAGAAAGACUUAAAAGAAAAAAAGGUUAAAUAAAAAAAUGUCUCCCUGCCUUGUGCAAUCUGUAUGUACUGAAGUGAAGAGAUUUUUUUUUCAAAAAGGAAUUAAACUAAAACUGGAUGAGA